Molecule: messenger RNA, 333 nt
Organism: Chaetura pelagica (chimney swift)
Lineage: Eukaryota; Metazoa; Chordata; Aves; Apodiformes; Apodidae
Gene: CHRAC1
Product: chromatin accessibility complex 1
Exons: 3
Coding region: 1-333 (110 amino acids)
Cellular component (GO): CHRAC; nucleus
Molecular function (GO): protein heterodimerization activity
Source: RefSeq, a predicted model, not a curated record
AUGGAAAGGUGUGAGGUCGGAGGGAGGCACACCCGGCACGAAAUGGGAACGCCCGACCCGGAGCUUUUUGUUCAGUACUUGGCUACAUACUCCUACAAACAUGGCAGAGGCAAGGAGAAGAAUGCUCUCACUUACAGUGACCUGUCUCACACUGCAGAAGAGUGUGAGACCUUUCAGUUCCUUGCAGAUAUCUUGCCAAAGAAGAUCCUUGCUAGCAAAUACCUAAAAAUACUUGAAAAAGAGAAGCGAGAAGGAGAAGUGAGGGAAGAUGAUGAGGAGGAUGAGGAGGAAGAGGAUGAAGACGAACCUGUUGAUGAAGAUGCUGGAUCUUAA